Molecule: messenger RNA, 2097 nt
Organism: Hermetia illucens (black soldier fly)
Lineage: Eukaryota; Metazoa; Arthropoda; Insecta; Diptera; Stratiomyidae
Product: FAST kinase domain-containing protein 5, mitochondrial
Exons: 2
Coding region: 76-2037 (653 amino acids)
Source: RefSeq, a predicted model, not a curated record
GUGACAGUUGCUCGCGUGCUGGUUUGUUUACGUAAAUUUUCAUUGAUGGGAUGAACUUUCCUCAAUUUUUACGAAAUGUCUCGUAUUUUUACUCACUGGAGCUGGGGCAGAAUUUGGGCAAUAAGAAGGACCAGUUCUGGAUUCCAACGAGACUUUAAGUCUGUAGUGGGUACUUUGUACUCAAAACAGCAACUUCACACAUCUGCAGCCGUUUCGGGAAAAGUAUUCUUGGAGCGAGAAAAUGCUCAUUCUUACCAAAUAUUGUCGAGUUCCUCCAAUUAUAAAUUGUGUCCUGAAAUCAGUUUCAAGUGGGGAAAGGAUUCCCUCUCAGACGAAAAUAUCGCGAAAUUGUUAGAUGACCCUCCUGCAACCCCUCAGGAAAUAUGCUCCACUCUGAGGGCUGUCAUUGGAUAUUGCAAUAAAAACGCGUUGGCAAUUGCGGAUGAAAGGUUUGAUAAAUUCGUCGAUGCUUUUACUUCAAUAUGCGACCAACUCACAGAUGACCAGCUUCAAAGUUGCCUCACAGUUUUGCAAUUUUUGCCCGAGCCGCCGGGUAUUAACUCGAGAAACUUCAUGGAACUUUGGAAGGCGUUGGAUGAUGCCUGCAAGGCGCGGAUACAAGACUGGUCGACGGACAAAAUCCUCCUCAUAGCUGACUGCUGGUAUCGCCUAAACUUGGUGAAAUGCAGUGAAUUUGUUUGGGAUGGGAUAAAGAAAAUCGGCAGGAAAGCGAGGAAACUUUCGCCCUCUCAGUUGGUGCAGUCCAUGUUCCUAUGCAACCUUGUUCGCAGGCCACUCGUCGACAUGUUCGACUUCGAGAUGCACCUGGACAGCAUGUUCGACUCGCUCAGCCUGGACGAAGUGGGCGUGAUGUGCGCGGGCUUUUUCAAGACCCAGACGAAGCUUCACAAUCCGCAGUUGAUUGAGAAAAUAUACAAACGACUAAUUGCCAACUUGGAUGUGGUGGACGAUAUAACGCUUGUCAACUACAUCAAAACCUUGCGCUACUCCAGCAGGUUGCCGCAGGCAGACAUCAUGUACGGCCUCCUUGACAAGAUGUGUCCGCAACUCCACAGAAUAUCCCUCCUUGCGUGCCUGCAUGUCGCGCUGACCGGGUGUGAUAUCCAAAUGUGCCACGAAAAAUGCGUUGAAAUGGUCCUGGAACGGUUCCACCGAGACAUUGACGAAGCCCGUAUUAAAGACAUGGAGCGGAUCUGCCAUGUGAUGGGACUUUUUAACAUAAAAACUAAAUCGGGGAUAAAAGAUGAACUCUGCGAGCAGAUCUUGGAACGGAUGCAAACUCGAAUUGAUGAGAUCAUUCGCUACCCCAAGUGCCUCCAGACAUGCCUUCACUACCUCACCUUGUGCGGCCACUACAACGAGGACAUGCUCAAUGCAGCUCUGGACCAACAAUUCAUAAAGCAUGUCUACGGAAAGAACAAACUGCUGGGGAGGGAAGUGUUUUGUCUAGACUCGUACGCCAGAAUCAACCUGAAGGACUCGUACCGGGGCAACCUCCUGCUGGACAGGCAGCGCGGGACUAUGGGCAAAAUGUUCACGCAUUACAUACCCGAGAAGAACUCUAAAUUCAAAUUAAACGUGACUGACCGGAUAUUGGUGGAAGUUAAUGAAACUUGCAAAAACCUUUGGGGGACCAGCAACAUCAAACAUGUCCUGCCUCAUUUCGAAAGACCAGACAUUGUGAUUGCUUAUGACAUAGAGAAUCGGAAAGGCCUUCCUCUAAGUAAGCUCUGCCCAGAGGACUAUUCCGGAGCGAUUCUGAAUAAGGACGAUAUCAGCGGAGGCUCGGAUAAAAGAAUCGAAGUUGCCGCAGUUAUCAUCGGAGGCUGGAAUAACUUUGUAAGGAACACAAACAUGCCCACGGGAUUACUUGAAAUGAAAAUGAAUCAACUGAAGAUAUUAGGAUACAAAGUUGCUCUGAUACCUUGGCACGAAUGGCGGGAGCAGGAAACUACCGCUGACAGGCAGAAGUAUGUUCGAAGGAAAGUGUCCUCGAUGCUGGAAGUUGGAAGAUAACAAUAGUACCUAGUCUUGAUAAUGUAGAAUAAUAUAAUUUGAAAAAUAAAAGUCUUUUUU